Trypanosoma theileri is the source of this 825-nucleotide messenger RNA. Its product is annotated as putative ribosomal RNA processing protein 41B, putative,3 exoribonuclease. The record is from RefSeq and is a predicted model, not a curated record. Bases 1 to 825 code for a protein of 274 amino acids. NCBI's taxonomy places the organism in Eukaryota, Euglenozoa, Kinetoplastea, Trypanosomatida, Trypanosomatidae. The transcript has a single exon. Gene Ontology annotation, cellular component: nuclear exosome (RNase complex); nucleolus; cytoplasmic exosome (RNase complex). Gene Ontology annotation, biological process: rRNA catabolic process; nuclear mRNA surveillance; U4 snRNA 3'-end processing.
AUGUCGACAACUUUGGUUCGUCGAGAUGGUCGUGGAGAGCGUGAAAUGCGUGGCAAAGAAUUGCAGACAUCCGUCUUUAAUCAAUUUGACGGUUCUGCGUGGUAUGCACAAGGCCUCACUACUGUGGCGGCUUCCGUUAACGGCCCUGUGGCGGCACGUCAGGAGGAUUACCGCAAGUGUCAUGUGCGUGUGAACGUUACACGCGCCGCACGUGUGCCACAGGCCGGCGGUACGGAUCGACUCUGUUUGGAACAAGAACGUGAGGAGCAGCGUCGGACGGAUGGAGAGACGGAGCGGCUUCUCACAACUUUUGUGGAGGCGGUGGUGUUACUGGAGCGAUUCCCCAGAUGUGUACUUGAGAUACACGUUACCGUGUUGGGCGAUGACGGCUCACUACUUGCCGUUGCGACAAAUGCAGUGAUGUGUGCAUUAUUGGAUGCCGGUGUGCCGUGCCGCACCACAAUUGCCGCGGUGAGUGUUGCCGUUUGUGCACCACAUGAUAAUGAAGCGCUGUUACCGUUAACGUCAUCCGGAGCUUCUUUAUCAGAAGCAUCAUCGUCGGCAUCUUUGCUGUUACUUGACCCUACAAUGGCGGAGGAGGCAACAGAUGAGGUGCGAAGUGUGGCAACCACGACAUUUAUUCUCUCCAACCCAAAUGGUGGUGGUGGUGGAGUACUGGCAAGUAAUAUGCAUUUGUACCCACACCGAUCCAAGCAUGUUAAAAGUGUUUCAGCAAAGGACUUCGCCGCUAUGGCUGCGCUGGCGGCACGUGCGGCAGUAACCAUUUUUACGUUUAUGCAGAAUUGUGGUGUGCCCUUAGAAUAA